GGAGUGGGAGGAUGAGCGGCGGGGACGGCGGUGAGGGCCGGGCGGGCGCCAUCAGCUACGCUCUUCCCUCCAUCCCCUCCAACAAACUCCCGGACUUGCGUUUCAUCAGCCGCGGCGCUUACGGGACCGUGUCCGCCGCCCGCCACGCCGACUGGAGGGUCCCAGUGGCCCUCAAAUGCCUGCAGGGGCCGCUGCUAGACAGUGAUAGAAAUCACCUUCUAAAAGAAGCAGAGAUAUUACACAAAGCCAGAUUUAGUUACAUUCUGCCAAUUUUGGGAAUUUGCAACGAGCCUGAAUUUCUGGGGAUAGUAACAGAAUACAUGACAAAUGGAUCAUUAAACCAGCUAUUACAUGGGAAAGACAUAUAUCCUGACAUUCCCUGGUGCCUGAGAUUCCGCGCUCUUUACGAAAUUGCUUUGGGAGUAAACUAUUUGCACAACAUGAAUCCUCCACUGCUGCACCAUGACUUAAAAACCCAGAACAUUUUGCUGGAUGAUGAGUUUCAUGUCAAGAUUGCAGAUUUUGGCAUGUCCAAGUGGCGUGUCAUAUCCAUGUCACAAUCACGAAGUGAAUCCUCUUUGCCAGAAGGAGGGACAAUUAUCUACAUGCCACCUGAAGACUACAACCCCAGUCAGAAAAGCCGGGCAAGUGUGAAACACGAUAUCUACAGUUAUGCAAUUAUCAUGUGGGAAGUGAUGUCAAGGAAACAGCCAUUUGAAGAAGUUAUAAACCCCUUGCAGAUAAUGUACAGCGUGUCACAAGGACAACGACUAGACUUAAGUGAAGAAAGUUUAUCAAUGGACAUUCCUCAUCGAGUGCUCAUCAUAAGACUGAUGGAAAGUGGAUGGGCACAAAACCCAGAUGAAAGACCAUCAUUCUUAAAAUGUUUAAUAGACAUUGAGCCAGUUCUGCGGACAUUUGAUGAAAUAGCUAUGCUGGAAGCAGUAAUUCUGUUAAAGAGAUCAAAGUCACUAUAUGAAUCACAAGGUAUUUACAAGAGUGGAAAGAAAGCAAAUGUGGAGCAGAUUUCUCUAAAUAUACCUCUGAAUCCCCAAAAGGAAACAUAUUCUGGCUCCAUACAAUGUGAUGCACUUCCCCUUCGGAGCAUCUCUCCAGAUAUAUCAACACUCAAGUCUAUCCCACAGUGUAAUAUCCUUUCAUCAGAUGGAAAUUCUGGGUGUCUAUACUCUCUCAGCAGCCAGAGCACGGAUGACAAUAUCUCUGUAACUCAGAGUGCCAAACUUCUUGUGCAUCCAUGCACAAGUAAUGUUCCUUCAUCUGACAGGAGUAUUUCAGAUGCCUCGAAGUCUGCAUCGUGUAUACUGCAGUCACCACUGAUUCCUUCAGAUUUUGUAUUGGAAACCAUACAGCAGAAUGUAGCUCAUCAGUGGAUCCAAAGUAAAAGAGAAGAAAUUAUUGAUCAGAUGACUGAAGCAUGUUUGAAUCAAUCACUGGAUGCUCUUCUAGCAAGAUUUUUACUCAUGAAAGAAGAUUAUGAACUUAUAAGCACCAAACCUACAAGGACAUCAAAAGUACGACAACUGCUUGAUACUUCAGACAGCCAAGGAGAGGAAUUUGCCAGAAUUAUAGUACAAAAGUUGAAAGAUAACAAACAGCUAGGACUUCAACCUUAUCCAGACGUUGUAUCUAAUUCUCAAAGACUACAUCCUUAAAUUUAUUCUCUCUAUAUGAAACCAUGUGAAUAUUUCUUACAAUAUGAUUCUUGUUUCUAUAUAGUAGUUUUAUAUAUGUGCUGCUUUGUCCUCACAAUGCCUUUGUAGUCUCAGAAGUGACACCGAGUUCAUCUAGCCUGCAUUUGGUGAGUGACCAGUUAAUCAGUUGGAGUGCAAUGAUAAAGCUGAACAUUUGGCACUCUUUUACUCACUUUUUUAAAGUAUUUUGUUUAUACAUGACAAAGAAAAACAUUAAAUGUUUCCUGUUUUACAUA
Molecule: messenger RNA, 1948 nt
Organism: Pipra filicauda (Wire-tailed manakin)
Lineage: Eukaryota; Metazoa; Chordata; Aves; Passeriformes; Pipridae
Gene: RIPK2
Product: receptor interacting serine/threonine kinase 2
Exons: 11
Coding region: 12-1673 (553 amino acids)
Biological process (GO): positive regulation of apoptotic process; innate immune response; protein phosphorylation
Cellular component (GO): cytoplasm
Molecular function (GO): JUN kinase kinase kinase activity; ATP binding
Source: RefSeq, a predicted model, not a curated record